Messenger RNA from Sciurus carolinensis (gray squirrel), 2566 nucleotides. It is a transcript of the gene Kcng1, whose product is annotated as potassium voltage-gated channel modifier subfamily G member 1. NCBI's taxonomy places the organism in Eukaryota, Metazoa, Chordata, Mammalia, Rodentia, Sciuridae. The record is from RefSeq and is a predicted model, not a curated record. The transcript is spliced from 3 exons. The coding region runs from base 273 to 1817 and encodes 514 amino acids. Gene Ontology annotation, cellular component: voltage-gated potassium channel complex; membrane. Gene Ontology annotation, molecular function: protein binding; delayed rectifier potassium channel activity. Gene Ontology annotation, biological process: regulation of delayed rectifier potassium channel activity; potassium ion transmembrane transport; protein homooligomerization.
CCGCGCUCCCGGCGCACUCGGAGCCCGGCGGGGACCGGACGCGGAGGCGGGCUGGCCCUGGGUCCGAGAACAGGAGCCGAGCCGGGCCCCGGGCCCGAAGUUUGGCCGCAGCUCCGGGAGGCGGAGCUGGCGCCCCCGGCGGCCUCCAGCCCCCUUUCGCAUCCUCGUCCCGACCCCGCAGGCACCGGGAACCGCAGCCGCGGCCGGGCCAACUCCGAGGAGGGGACGCCGCGACGGGAACUUGAGGCCCUGGAGGGAUGUGAAGGCCCAAAAUGACCCUGUUACCGGGAGACAACUCCGACUACGACUACAGUGCCCUGAGCUGCACCUCGGACGCCUCCUUCCACCCGGCCUUCUUCCCGCAGAGCCAGUCCCUCAAGGGCGUGUUCUACCGGCGGGCCCAGCGGCUGCGGCCACAGGAUGACCCCUGCCAGGGCAGCCCCGCGGGGGACCGCCGGCGGCAGAUCAUCAUCAACGUGGGCGGCAUCAAGUACUCGCUGCCCUGGACCACGCUGGAUGAGUUCCCGCUGACGCGGCUGGGCCAGCUCAAGGCCUGCACCAACUUCGACGACAUCCUCAACGUGUGCGACGACUACGACGUGACCUGCAACGAGUUCUUCUUCGACCGCAACCCGGGCGCCUUCGGCACCAUCCUCACCUUCCUGCGCGCCGGCAAGCUGCGGCUGCUGCGGGAGAUGUGCGCGCUGUCCUUCCAGGAGGAGCUGCUGUACUGGGGCAUCGCCGAGGACCACCUGGACGGCUGCUGCAAGCGCCGCUACCUGCAGAAGGUCGAGGAGUUCGCCGAGAUGGUGGAGCAGGAGGCCGAGGACGACCCGCUGGACAGCCAGGGCCGCGACAGCCAGCGCCCCGCCAGGGCCGAGGGCCGCCUGGGCCGCUGCAUGCGGAGGCUGCGCGACAUGGUGGAGAGGCCGCACUCGGGGCUGCCCGGCAAGGUGUUCGCCUGCCUAUCGGUGCUCUUUGUCACCGUCACCGCUGUCAACCUCUCCGUCAGCACCUUGCCCAGCCUGAGGGAGGAGGAGGAGCAGGGCCAGUGCUCCCAGAUGUGCCGCAACGUCUUCAUCGUGGAGUCGGUGUGCGUGGGCUGGUUCUCGCUGGAGUUCCUGCUACGGUUCAUCCAGGCGCCCAGCAAGUUCGCCUUCCUGCGCAGCCCGCUGACGCUCAUCGACCUGGUGGCCAUCCUGCCCUACUACGUCACGCUGCUGGUGGACGGCGCCGCCUCGGGCCGCCGCAAGCCGGGCGCUGGCAACAGCUACCUGGACAAGGUGGGGCUGGUGCUGCGCGUGCUGCGCGCGCUGCGCAUCCUGUACGUGAUGCGCCUGGCCCGCCACUCGCUGGGGCUGCAGACGCUGGGGCUCACCGCGCGCCGCUGCACCCGCGAGUUUGGGCUCCUGCUGCUCUUCCUGUGCGUGGCCAUCGCCCUCUUCGCCCCGCUGCUGUACGUCAUCGAGAACGAGAUGGCCGACAGCCCCGAGUUCACCAGCAUCCCUGCCUGCUACUGGUGGGCCGUCAUCACCAUGACCACCGUGGGCUACGGAGACAUGGUGCCCAGGAGCACCCCGGGCCAGGUGGUGGCGCUGAGCAGCAUCCUCAGUGGCAUCCUGCUCAUGGCCUUCCCGGUGACCUCCAUCUUCCACACCUUCUCCCGCUCCUACCUGGAGCUCAAGCAGGAGCAGGAGAGGGUGAUGUUCCGCAGGGCCCAGUUCCUCAUCAAAACCAAGUCGCAGCUGAGCGGCAUGUCCCAGGACAGCGACAUCUUGUUCGGAAGUGCCUCCUCGGACACCAGAGACAACAACUGAAGCCCGAGGACGCCCCUGCCCUGCCUGCCAUCCGCAGCUCCACACGCCAGCCAUCUGCCGCAGAAGCCUCAGAGAGACAUGCCGCUUCCGGGUGCGCCCGGAACCUCGCCCCAGGGAGGACACCCGCCACGUGGCAGAGGGUCCCCGACCUCGGCCUCCAGAGUGAGAGGGAAGCUGGUCACGCACAGCGCCCAGCCAGGCUGCCCUAGUCCGUUCCCCUGCCCGGAGGUGCCUGUUCCGCCCUCCCUGUAAAUAACACGUCCAGCAAGACCUGCUUCUUGGUGCCUGGAGAGAAAUACAGACAGCAGAGGCAGGUCUGUCCUUAGCGUGGAGCACGCCCGGGAAAGGGGACCGAGAAAGACAGAUAUGCCCCCCUGGCGCCUGAAAGAGGGAGCAAAGCCCACCAGGGGCCCCCCAGGUAAAGGGCCUGUUUGCUGGGGUUGCUCAGCUGUGGGGUUGGAAGAGGAGAAUGGCCUCUUGGGAGAGGCAGCGCCUGCCGGCCUCCUGUUUCUCCCAAGUCCCAGCCUGUCCCUCUUCCCCCUUGUCCUUUUCCCGUCUUCCCCUUCCUGCCGUGCUCUCUUUUACACCUUAAGGCCUGUUUCUCCCACUGGGUUCCUGAGGCCCUCCUCGCAGUUGACGGGACACACAGGAGCCUGUCACCUGACUCCAGAGGUGCAGUGGCUCGUUCUCUCUCUAGACCACAGUGUGGGUCUUUAUUCCGCCCCCCCCCCCCCCCCCCCCGUGUGUUG